Messenger RNA from Dermatophagoides farinae (American house dust mite), 2555 nucleotides. RefSeq lists its product as uncharacterized. Lineage: Eukaryota; Metazoa; Arthropoda; Arachnida; Sarcoptiformes; Pyroglyphidae. The record is from RefSeq and is a predicted model, not a curated record.
UGUGUGUAUAUUUCAUUUCAUUUCAUUUUGUUUUGUUUUUUUUUCGUUGUUUAUUAUUAUUGUGAUUCGAUUUGUGAUCGACUUGGUGGUUGACGAUAAUUAUUAUUGCCAGACAUUAUUUGUUAUUGAUUUUUAUUUGAUUUUUUAUUAUUAUUAUCCGAAAUCAAAAAUAUAAAUUUCAUUUGUCAUCACGAAUCAUAUAAUCAAUCAAAUACGCGUUUAUAAUACAACAAGAGAUUGGUUUCCCUUGAAAAGCAUAUAAUAAUGAAGAUUCGCUUUGUCCUUUUGAUCGUGGCAUUCGUGCUUUGCACGAAUCUUAUUCAUUCAACUAUUGCCAUGCCAGAACAAUCAACAGUGGCCACAACCACAACGGCUACAUCAAAUAAUGUGGAUGAAAAUAAAUCUAAACUACAUCGUGUACGUUUGAUUUCAUCAUUGGAUGAUGAUAAUAAUGAUGAAAAGCAAAAAACAUGGUCAUCAUUAUUUGAUGAAUCAAUGGUGACUUCUGAUGAAAAUAAUAAUAAACAGAUUAAUGCGACUAGUUGUUCAGAACAAUGUAAAGAUUUUUUCGGUACCACCAAUGACGAUUCGGAAAAAUUUCAAUCCUGCAUCAAUGGCUGUAGAUAUUAUACAAUCAAUUUGAUAUUGACACAAAAAAACAUUUCGGCCGGUUAUACAUCAUCUUUGUCAUCAGUUAAAUCGGAAUGCUUUAAUUCCUGUGUAAAAGUCUAUCCAAAUGAUACGAAAUCAAUAAGUAUCUGUAAUUUUGGUUGCCGAUUAGCCGAUAAUGCUCAAUCUGAAAAAUCAAAAACACGACCAAUAAUAACGAUUUCAUCCGUAGCUACACACGACGAGUCCACUGACAAUAAUACGGUAAUUGACGCUACUGAAUCGGUAAAAUCUGCAUCAAAUGAUGGAAAAGACGAAAAGAAACGAACAUUUUCAAUGUUCAUUCCGAUUCGAACAAUAACAUCGGCAAAUGAAUUGGAUGAUAAUUCACAACCGGAAAGUUUGGACAGAGUUUUCGCUCAAAACAAUAUGCCAUCAUCUUUAUCUCAAAUGAUGAUGUCUAUGGUUCGUUCGAUGGCUGAACGAGCUCGACAAAUGAUCGAUUUCGCUCGUACACAACAACAAAAAAUGGAAGAUGACCGAUUCUCAAUGGAUUUCGAUUCAUCGUCUAACACUGGUGAAGCUGGUGGCGAAGCUGUUUCCUAUGAACGUUCAAUGUCGGUAAUGAUGACCAAAGAUAAGGAUGGCAAUAAUAAAUUGGUCGUAAUGCGUGAACCACCAAAAAUAACCAUUCAUCGAGCUUGGAAUCCGUUAGGAUUGGAUUUUGAUCGAUUCAAAACUGAAAAAGCAACUGAUCUUAAUCAGCGUCUAAAACAGUUAGAACAUGAGGGAGAAGAACGAUUGAAUGGUAAUAAAUUGAGAGUAUUGAUGCCAUGGAAAUGGUCUGGUGGUUGGGAUAGCAAUCGUGUUCAGCAAGAACAAAAUGCUGAUGAAGAUCGAUUAGGAAAUCUUAUAUUUCACCGAAUAAAUUCGUUUGGUUUGCCUCAAAAUCAACAAAACAAUGAUGAUGUCAACCAUGAUGCUGAUGAUGAUGAUGUAAUGGUUAUCAAUACUGUUGAUCCGAACAAAUCUAAUUCACUUCCUUGGUCAACUUGUUUGAUUUCCAUGAUGCCCUUGCUUUAUUUGUUAAUGGUCAUUCUAUUGUUGUACAUCAUCAUCUGGCUUUUCUAUUCUGUGCCAAACUAUGUCAUUUGCAAAAAUCGACGGGGCCGUUCACAUCCAUCAUCCUCAACGAAUGGACGUAAUUCAUCGGAAACGAUUCUACCAUUGUCAUUAGAUGAUGAUAGUUAUCGUGAAAGACGUCGUCGGCUUUUCCAGAAAUUAUUCCACUUGAGUAGAGCACAACGUUAUUGCAAAUUAUCAGCAUUCACUGGUUUUGGCGAGAAAACUUCACCAAUAACACCUGCUACUAAAUCACCAAGCAGUGCAACAGGAAAUGAUUUAAGUCCAACUGGUUCAACAUUAUCGUUUCCUCCACCAUAUGCUGAAGCAGCAGCUUUUGAUAAAACAUUUUCUGUUCCUGAAACCACAUUAAAGGUUAACGAAUUGCUUACAACAUUAAAUUCAUUUCCAGUUAUCCAAAAGAAAAAUGAAUCGAACAAAUAAUUUGAUUUGUUUGUGAAAAAAAAAAUUUUUUGGCUUGAAGUGAUCGAUUAUAUCCCCAAUAUAUAUGGAUAAUAAAGAAAGAACUACAUAUGAGCAUAGUAAUAAUAAUUAUUAUAAUAAUAAUAACAACAAUUAUUAUAAUGAAUAACGAUAAUAUUCUUAAUCUUUCUUCCUGUUUUUUUUCUAUCAUAAUAACAUAUAUAACACUAAUACAUACACACAAGAAGAAUGAAAACAAAUGAUUGAUGAAAAAUUGAUUUAUUAUUAUCCAAUUAUGUUUGAUAUAUAUUAUUAAGAUUUCCACUUCAUUAUUUUCAGGAUUAUAAUCCUUCAAAAAUAAACACACACACACACACACACCACCACCACCACCACCAUUC